AUGGAUACACCGCGCCUCCACCUUCGCAAGAUUGCCGCCUCAGAUUUGGCCGACUUUCACGACAUUUGGUCCAACUUGGAGGCAACAAAAUGGAGUACGUGCGGACCCAAGAAGACGCUCGCAGAAAGCCAAAGUUGGCUAGAUGGUGUACUUCCAGAGAAAAAUACCACAGGUGACAACUAUGCCGUCUUUGUCCGUGGCGACGAGCAGAAGAAAAUGAUUGGUAUCAUGGGCGUCUUUUCUUUCAACCCCGUCGCCGAGCUGGGCUAUACCUUUCAUCCGGCGGCUUGGGGCAAGGGCUACGCGACGGAAGCGCUGCGGGCCUUUAUGAACAUCUACUGGGACUCGCGACCGACUGUGGAUGUGGUCGAGGCCAAGACUGAUGUUGAGAAUAAAGGAAGCAUCCGAGUAUUGACCAAGUGUGGAUUCGAGAAUGUGGCAUUGUUGAAGGACAAUGUGACGUUGCCGGCGCUGGGUUUGAGAAGCUCUUACCUAUUUAGGAUCGCCAGGCCAAGCGAAAGGGCGGACGGGGCCUAA
This is a messenger RNA of Pestalotiopsis fici W106-1, 537 nucleotides long. RefSeq lists its product as uncharacterized. The transcript is spliced from 2 exons. NCBI's taxonomy places the organism in Eukaryota, Fungi, Ascomycota, Sordariomycetes, Amphisphaeriales, Sporocadaceae. Bases 1 to 537 code for a protein of 178 amino acids. The record is from RefSeq and is a predicted model, not a curated record. Gene Ontology annotation, molecular function: acyltransferase activity, transferring groups other than amino-acyl groups.